AUGGAUGGCGCAGGUAACCAGGAAGAUGACCCCCGAAUCGGCAGCUCGCUCGACAACUCGUCGUCGGCCACCAUCACGGGCAUCAGCUCUGGCUCCAACUCGGCCUCCAUCUCGGCGCUGUUCACGACGUUGAUUCCCGUCUCCAUUUACGUCGGCGUGUGCCUGGCCAUUUUCCUGGUCCUGCGCCGCAAGUGCCCGCGAGUUUAUGCGCCGCGCACCUUUCUCUCGAGCCUGCACCCUUACGAGCGCACGCCCUCCCUGCCCGGCACGUGGUUCACCUGGUUCAAGGCCUUUUGGCAGCUUCCCGAUGCCUACGUGCUCAACCACUCGUCGGUCGACGGGUUCCUGUUCCUGCGGUUCCUCAGAGUGGUCCGCAACAUCUGCCUUUGCGGGUGCUGCCUGACGUGGCCGAUCCUGCUGCCGUUGCACAUCUGCGGGGGCGGGGCCGGCGAGCAGCUGGACCGCCUGACGUUUGGCAACGUUAACGACGACCACAAGGGCUGGUUCUUCGCCCACGGCGUCGUGGCCUGGCUGUUCUUCGGCUUCGUCCUGUACACCGUCUGCCGCGAAUGCAUCUACGCCAUCAACCUGCGGCAGGCAUACCUCCUCAGCCCCUUCUACGCCGACCGCCUGUCGUCGCGCACCGUGCUCUUCACCUGCGUGCCCGAGCCGCUGCUGGACGAGGCCAAGCUGCGCAAGGUCUUCGGCGACGCCGUCAAGACCGUGUGGAUCCCCAAGACGUCGUGGGAGCUGGAGCGGCUGGUGCGUGAGCGAGACCAGACGGCGUCACGCCUGCAAGAUGCAGAACUCGAGCUCGUGCGGAAGACGAACCUGGCCUACCGCCGCAUCGUCGCGAAGAACGGCGGCCACCCCGACAUCGCGGUCCCAAGGCCGGACAGCAGCAACAUCGACCUCGAGAACGGCUCGGUAGAGCGCGAGCGCGUGCACACGGCGACGACGACCAGCGCCAGCACCGAGAGCGGGGAUGAGAAGAAAGACGACGACCACCAUACCGCCAGCGGCGGCGUGGAGCCAGUGAAGUUCGGCCCAGACGGACCGCCCUUCGACGUCCCCGGCUCCAUCGCAGCGCAGUGGAUCCCGCAGGAAGACCGGCCGUGGCACCGGCCACUGGCGAAUUACGGGCGGCGCGUCGACACGAUCCGGUGGACGCGUAAGCGGCUGAAGAAGCUGGGCAAGGAGAUCGCGAAGGUGCGGAAGCGGGUGAACCGGGGCGACGUGGGCAGUCCGAUGCCCGCGGCCUUCGUCGAGUUCACGUCGCAGAACGAGGCGCAGAUCGCGUACCAGUCGCUCGCGCACCACCGGCCGUCGCACAUGUCGCAGCGGUACAUCGGUGUGCGGCCCUACGAGAUUAUCUGGUUCUCGCUAAGAAUGCGGUGGUGGGAGAGGAUUAUAAGGCGGACGGGAAUCAUGACGGCGACGGCGCUGAUGACGGUGUUCUGUUUUCUGGCUGAGAGCAUUCCGUUCCUGAGCUGGAUCGAAUUGCUUCCCGAGACGCUUCUCGGCUUUUUGACGGGACUGCUGCCUGCAUUUGCUCUGUCUAUGCUGAUGGCUAUUGUCCCGGGCAUUCUGAGAGUGCUUGCAAGAGUGGCAGGUGUACCAUCCCUCACCCACGUCGAAAUGUUCACUCAGCGCGCCUAUUUCGGAUUCCAAGUCCUCCAAGUCUUCCUCGUCACGACCUUCACGUCCUCGGCCUCGGCGUCCAUAACAUCCAUCAUCAACGACCCAAUGUCAGCUCGCAGCCUGCUGGCCACCUGUCUCCCGAAGGCGUCCAACUUCUAUCUCUCCUACAUGAUCAUCCAAUGUCUCGGCAAGGGGGCAAGCGACAUCGUCCACCUCUCGGCCAUCUUCAAAUACUACAUCGCCCAGCGCUUCGGCCGCAACCCCAAGAUCAUGUACAGGCGCUGGCACCGGAUGCGGCCGGUGCACUGGGGCGGCAUCAUGCCCGUCUUCAUCAACCUGGGCGUCAUCGCCAUCAGCUACUCGGUCAUCGCGCCGCUGAUCCUGGGCUUCACGGCGCUGGGCUGCUCCAUCAUGCACGCCGUCUUCAAGUACAACCUGCUUUAUGUGUAUUCGUCCGAGAUCGACACGCGCGGCCUGUCGUACAUCCUGGCCCUCAAGCAGCUGCUGACGGGCCUGUAUCUCGCUGAGGUGUGUUUGCUGGGCUUGUUUGCCCUGCGCCUCACCUUUGGCCCCGUCGUCAUGAUGUUCAUCAGCAUCACCACCACGGCCGUCAUCCACAUCUCGCUCAACGAGGCCGUCGGCCCGCUGCUCGACAACCUGCCGCGCACGCUGUCGUCGAAUGGAAAGACUGGGGAUGCGGCUGCCAACGACGACGGGAAGGCAGAGGACUCGCAGUCCCUGCUCCACCCGGGCUUUGGCGACCUGCCGUUCGACUAUCCGCCGUUCGAGCCGCCGAGCGCGAACCCGCCGUUCGACGACGAACCGAUACAGGAAGAAGAGCCGGAGACGAUCCACGUCUCGAACGGCACGCGGUCCCGCUCGUCCCCCUUGCCGAAGAAAACACCAACUUCGAAAGACGAAGAAGCCGACUCCUACUCCUCCGACUCGGACUCCGACUCCGACUCCCUCCCCGCCCGCCGCCGCCGCCGCAAGAAGAACAACCCCAACAACGCCCGCGCCCUCGAAGGCGCCGAAGGCCUCGCCGCCACAACCCUCGACCUCCUCAAGCUCAUCGCCCGCGUGCACUUCUCAUCGAACCCCCCGGAGGACCCAGGCAACCCCCCCUCAUCCUCCCCCCUCGACCCAGACCAACAACCACCCCCGGAAAAGCCGAAGCCUUCAACCGCCGAAAAAACCGCCCGCGACGCCCUCGCCACCGCCCAAGCCGCGUCCUCCCUCCUCGCCACCCUCAUCUCGCCGCCGCCGCCGCCGCUGCCGCCUGCCCUCGGCGGACCGCAGUUGAGCGUCGUCGAGCAGGUUAAGCAUAAGACGGGCGAGAUGCCUGACGUCUCGGGGCGCGGGCCUUCUGCCUGGCCGCCGUCCCCGGCCGCGACCGCAGAGCCCGACGGCAGCGGCAACGACGGUAGUAACGACGCAGCCGCCGCCACCACCGACGACCCAGACGCAGCGAAGGAGGACGAAGCGGACGCAGAGUAUAAACGCCUCCAACGCUUCUUCGCCGACGCGUACGCCUCGCCCGCCAUGGAAGUGGCGCAUACAGGGAAAGUGUCCGGGGUGGGGUUGGAGAGGACGUGGGAGAGUCUUGUGGCUGAGGGCGCUGGAGAGGGAGGUGGUGGGAAGACGUGGUUUAGGGAUGGGGAGUUGGAUUGGGGGAGGUGGCGGUGGUGGUGA
Messenger RNA from Lasiodiplodia theobromae, 3333 nucleotides. RefSeq lists its product as uncharacterized. Bases 1 to 3333 code for a protein of 1110 amino acids. The transcript has 9 exons. Gene Ontology annotation, molecular function: calcium-activated cation channel activity. The record is from RefSeq and is a predicted model, not a curated record. Gene Ontology annotation, cellular component: plasma membrane. NCBI's taxonomy places the organism in Eukaryota, Fungi, Ascomycota, Dothideomycetes, Botryosphaeriales, Botryosphaeriaceae.